GGGCAUGCCGAGAGGCAAACUCGCAUCUAAUCUUUGCCUUUGCUCUUGCUCGUUUCCUUCCCUGUAGACGUGAACGCCGAGAACAUUUUAGGCAUACCCACCCUGUCUGUCGAAGCUUCAGUCGGACGCAUCACCGGAAGACCCAGAGAAAAGCAUGCAUCUUCAGCGCAUCUGCACCCUCACUUGAACCUCAAAACUCACCAGCACAGAACAGAGAAAGAACGUAUAGCUAACCACAAGCUUGACGAGCCAACAUACCCGCCACCCCCCGCAUUGCAACCUGACGCGGGAGGAUUACAUCGCUCGAAAGUCAUCGGGCAUUGCCCUCACCGAAGCGUAUAGACAUCCCUGAUCUUGACAGUCGGUAUUAGGAACCAUUGAGAUAAUCACAUAUCACAAUGGACCAGCCGCGGAUGAUCAGAUGGUCGUUCCAUGUCGCGACGUGGAAGCCGACGCCUGAGUUGAUCCAAACCCUCCUAACGAAAAUCCCGGCGCACGAACGCACCAAAAUUAAACGCUUCCGCUUCCCCAUGGACGCCCGCCGCGCACUCAUCGGCCAGCUCAUCGCCCGCGCCGCCGUCAUGGCGCUCAUCCCGGCGCCAUCAAGGGAAAAAUGGGCGGACGUAAAGGUCGAGAGGGAUAAAUACGGGAAGCCGUUUUUGUCAUUUCCAGAUAUCCCCCACCUCCUCUUCAACAUUUCCCACCACGGCGACUGGGUCAUCGUCGCGGCCGGGUACGGGUCGCAACUCGGCGUCGACGUGUCGCGGUUCGAGAAGCCCACCAACGAGACCCUCGACGAAUACUUCGCGGCCUUUGACGAGAUUUUCACCCCGAAUGAAUGGGGGUACAUCAACGGCGAGACAACACAGGAGGGUGAUGGCGGCAGGAAGAGGAGCGCGAGGGCGGAGAUGUUGCGCAAACAUACUCUGAAUGCGGAGCGAUUGAGACGGUUCGUGACGCUUUGGGCUUUGAAAGAGAGUUUUGUGAAGGCGAUAGGGAUCGGGCUGGGGUUGGAUUUGAUGAGGGUGGAGUUUUGUGUCAAGGAUGCAGACAAGAACGAUGCUGCUCCAGGACAUGCACUGCACGACGACAUCGCCGCCACCCCGCACAUCACCGUCUCCCUCGACAACAUCCCGCAGGCGCAAUACACGUUCCACAUGUCUUAUCUCGACUCGUACCAUCCGGCGGCGUAUUGCUACCUUCCUGUGUCUGAUAAUCACACCAGUGAGGAUACCGCUGUGGGGUCGAGUGGGAAUGAUGGGAGGAACGCAAAGGAUGGGAAUAUGAUGAGUGUAGAUCAUCGGGUCAAUGGGCGGGGUGAGGGUAUGGGGUUAGGAGAGGACGACAGCAAGGCGUGCGCGGGAUUCAGGGAAAUGAGCUGGGAGGAGUUGAGUGUGCGGAUUGAGGCUUGCGAGAGAGGAUGAGGGCGCAGAUGGGCAUUGUACAGUAGUUGAGUUGAGUUGAGUGGAUGCGGAGACGACAUACAUGUCUAGUCUGGUCAACAUGUAGUUUAUAUACCCUAACGGCGUACCCCCUUCAUUGAACUGAACAAAGC
Fimicolochytrium jonesii is the source of this 1555-nucleotide messenger RNA. RefSeq lists its product as uncharacterized. The transcript has 5 exons. Lineage: Eukaryota; Fungi; Chytridiomycota; Chytridiomycetes; Spizellomycetales; Powellomycetaceae. The record is from RefSeq and is a predicted model, not a curated record. Bases 399 to 1424 code for a protein of 341 amino acids. Gene Ontology annotation, cellular component: cytosol. Gene Ontology annotation, molecular function: holo-[acyl-carrier-protein] synthase activity; magnesium ion binding.